Mauremys mutica (yellowpond turtle) is the source of this 798-nucleotide messenger RNA. RefSeq names its product sarcolipin (gene SLN). Gene Ontology annotation, cellular component: membrane. The transcript has 4 exons. Gene Ontology annotation, molecular function: enzyme regulator activity. Lineage: Eukaryota; Metazoa; Chordata; Testudines; Geoemydidae. The coding region runs from base 422 to 517 and encodes 31 amino acids. The record is from RefSeq and is a predicted model, not a curated record.
GUUUGAGAACCACUGAUCUAGACCCCAUCAUUUUGGACAGGGCCUGGCCCUGGUAGCACAGGUCAGAACCAAACAGCUAGAGAACAGAACAGAAGAGAAGGGACAUCAUCAAGUGGGCAGUGGUCUUUGAAACUGUAAUGCCUCAUGCACCGAGAGGAUUUUUGAGUAGCUUCCUGAAGGAGAGAGAGGUUCCAACCCAGAGACUGGGAAUCCAGACUGCACUGGGAGCUAAGCAGAAGCUGAGGAAGAAAUAAUAUCUGAUUGACCUAGGGUUCCAGAAGCUGUAAUACCGUUUCAUUUAUCCUCUUCAGGCGAGACUCUGUCCUGGAGGCUGAUCUCAAGGACACUCUUGGCGGAUUCCCUGAGGGUUUCCCUUUGCUUCAGCUGUUAGCCUCUGUGCUUCCCCUGAUCAUUCCUGAAAAUGGACCGAUCCACACAAGAGCUUUUCCUCAACUUCAUGAUUGUCCUCAUAACUGUGCUCCUCAUGUGGAUUCUGGUGAAAUCUUAUCAGGAGUAAAAGACUGUGCCAUAUGCCAUGAAUGAGUUUAAGUUUGUGUCUGCAGAAGUAUGUGACAUCUGUACACCUGUGUGAUUAGCUUCAUGUAGCUCUAGAAUGUAAUCUUUUUUACUCUAAAACACCUGUUGCCUGAGAUAAUCUGUAUGUUUUUCAUGGGUCUAUGAUGAUGUAAUUAUUUUAUUCUUUGGCAAUCCAGCUGACAUGUACAAGGCAAGAUCCGCAGUAGUUGUUACAUAUGAUUGUCCCUCCAACAGUUACUGUCUCCAUAAAGUGAGACAAAA